This is a messenger RNA of Pseudophryne corroboree (corroboree frog), 3569 nucleotides long. RefSeq names its product NACHT, LRR and PYD domains-containing protein 3-like. Gene Ontology annotation, molecular function: protein binding. The record is from RefSeq and is a predicted model, not a curated record. Lineage: Eukaryota; Metazoa; Chordata; Amphibia; Anura; Myobatrachidae. The transcript has 13 exons. Gene Ontology annotation, cellular component: cytoplasm. Bases 190 to 3249 code for a protein of 1019 amino acids.
ACAGUUAUCAACGCAGAGCUUAUUCUCUGUAGACGGGGAUGUGAGUGAGCGCCCCUAGAAUCAGGGGGCGGUUACAUUCAAGCCAAGGCCGAGUGGUGCUGCUACUGCUGUGCUGGGGACGGUAGUCAGAGGUGUGGAGUCGCCCGGUGACAGUUUAGGUCAAGUCUGGUCCCCACUUAUCUCAGCAUCAUGGCGGAUUCUUCUGUACAAGACUGGAAAUUGAAGUACGUGACAUCUCUGAAAGAGGACUUCCGGCACAUUGAAGAGAGGAACUUCCUAUUUGCUAAGACUGCAGGCCUAGAGCGGCGGUACCCCAGACUACGUGUCCUGCAAGUCGAUCGGGGGGAGGAAGAUACGUUACCCUAUUCAGGCACUCUACUUCAGCCGGCGGAGGUCAGCAAGUCUCCAGACAGAUAUUCCCCAUCCACUGUCCAGGCUCUCUAUAUACCUGAUCACUGCGGAUAUGUUCCCAAAACAGUUAUACUGCAGGGAGCCGCUGGGAUUGGGAAGACUGUGACCUCCCAGAGGAUGACAAUGGACUGGGCCUCUGGAAGUCUGUACAGGGAUAAGUUUGACUUUGUCUUUUAUAUGAGCUUCAGAAAUAUCAACCGAAUCACAGAGAAUAUAAACCUUGCUGGGCUCUUGGCCAAAGCUUGCAAUGUGCAGUGUUCAAACGAUCAGGUCAGAUCUAUUUUUAGAGAUCCAGAGAAAAUAUUACUGAUCAUCGAUGGCUUUGACGAGCUGAAAUGGUCUCUGGAGGAUAACUACGAGGAGUACGAGGACCCCUUUCAGGAGACCCACAAAGAGGUCCUCUUAAGGGCUCUUUUCCGUAAGCAAGUGUUGAGUGACCUGUCACUGAUGAUAACCACCAGGAGGCUGUGCCUGGAGAAGCUGAAGGAUUAUGUCCAGUCGCCGUGUUCCGUGGAGAUUCUGGGACUUGACGGAGGAGAACUUCAGAAAUGUAUUGUCAACUUCCUCAACAACCCGGAGGCAGCAGACAAGGCUCUUGGUGUAAUAAGGGGAAAUGAAGCUCUGGGCACACUUUGUUCUAUCCCUCUAUUGUCCCAGAUGGUGUGCACCAUUCUGAAACAGGGUGGGAGAACGGAUUCUCUGGCUCAAUGUAAAACGGCCACCUCUAUUUAUCUGCAGUACUUGAAGAAUGUAAUAAAGUACAAUGGCGGUAACCAGACAGUCAACACCUGUAUAAGGAAGCUUUGUGCUCUAGCCAAUGAGGGAGUCCUGAGUCAGAACUUCCUGUUUGAGGAUGCUGAUCUUGCGAGACAUGGACUUGCUCGGUCAGAAGUGGAGUCUGUGUUUCUGAACCAGAAUGUUUUCCACCAGGAUGCGGAGAAGAGUGUCUGCUACAGCUUUAGUCACUUGAGUCUGCAGGAGUUCUUUGCUGCUCUACAUUAUGUGCUGGGAGAGGAGGCAAAGCCUGGAGAAGACUCCUUCCUCCCCGAGGUCUGUAAAGGAGCAUCUAUAUCAGAUCAGUCUGCAUAUCACCCACACUUAACGCUAACAGUGAGGUUCCUCUCUGGUCUACUCAAUGAGAAGCGACUGCAGGAGUUUGCCAGCUGCAUUGGAUGUGAUGUUACACUCAAGGCCAAGCCUGCCGUGGAAAAGUGGAUUUUUGGUGGACGUGGCUCUAGAGUCUACAGCGAUGCUCUUUACUGCAUCUACGAGAUGCAGGACGAGGCCUUCCGGGGGCAAGCGUUUCACCAUGUGGAUUUGGAGCUUAGUCCUGGCUUAUAUUCUGGCACCAUGGAAAACAUAUGCACAAGAGAGCUAUUCUAUAGCCUGGCAAAUAGGGAAUGUCCUCUCUCUUUCACUAUGGAGGACUUUUUGCUGCGUCCUGGAGACCUGGACGUGUUGUCGCCAUUGUUUCACCGAUCUCCAAAGCUAUCCUUUACAAGAUGUGGGUUUCCGGAGGAAGGAGAAAAGCACGCAGAGGCUUCCUGGCUGAGUAAUUCUGACAGUAACAUCCAGGAAUUGGAGUUGCAGGUGUGUGUUUUCACCCUCUCCUUCUAUAAGGAUCUUGGCUCCUCUCUCUAUACCAACCGAACCAUCACCAAGCUUACCCUAGGUCAUCAAAAACUGCUGGAUGCUGCCUUAAAAAUUCUUUGCGACGGACUGAGGCACACGGGCUGUACAGUGCAAGAGCUGACACUAGAUGACUGCGACCUAACCUCAUCCAGCUGUGCAGAGCUUGGCUCCGCUAUUAAAGUAAACCGCUCCCUCUGUAAACUGGAUAUGGCGCUGAAUAAACUGGAGGAUGAUGGAGUCAGAUUUUUGUGUGAGGGACUGAAGGACCCAGGCUGCACCGUGCAGGAGCUGAGGAUGGAUUACUCUAGUCUGACCCCAGCCUGCUGCGAGUAUCUGGGCUCCGCCCUCCUUACUAACCGGUCGCUGACCACACUGUACAUGAGGGAUAACGAUCUCCAGGACUCGGGUGUAAAGUUUCUCUGUGAUGGACUCGGACACCCAGACUGCCCUCUGAAGGAGCUCAGGUUACAUGAGAGCAAUCUCACCUCAUUGUGCUGUGAGGACCUCCACGCGAUGCUGCUCACAAACCGAUCCCUGACUGCGCUGGAUCUGACCUACAAUAACCUACAAGACGUUGGUAUAAAGCGUUUGUGCGAAGGACUCCGGGAUCCGGCCUGUACCCUGCAGGAGCUUAUAUUGUCACACUGUGACCUGACCUCCGAGGCCUGUGGUUACAUCCGCACUGUCAUCGCCACAAAUCGAUCCCUGAGGAAACUAGACUUGACGUGGAAUAGUCUGCAGGAUUCUGGGGUGAAGUCCUUGUGCGAGGUGCUGACGGAUCCAGCCUGUGCUCUGCGUGAGCUGAGUUUGUACGGCUGUGAUCUGACCUCCUCAUCCUGUGGUGACCUCCGCUCUGUCAUUACCAAAAACCGCUCUCUGACCCAACUGGACCUGGCAGGAAACCAGUUUGAAGAGUCCGGAGUAAAAGCUGUGUGCGAGGCGCUCAGAGACCCAAGCUGCAAGCUGCAGGUAGUGAGAUUCGGCUACUGUGACCUGACCAAUUCCUCCUGUGAUGAUAUCUUCUCCGUUAUCAACACAAAUCGGUCUCUGACGGAGCUGGACGUAUCCAUGAAUGUUGAUGAGGAGCAGCCACGCUCGGACAUAGACGCUGUGUGCAAAAGGCUGCACCAUCCGGCCUGUACCGUGGAGAGAAAUGAGACACAAGACGGGACCUUUGUGUAUCUUAGAUACAAAAAACAGUCAUGAAGCGUUGUCCAUUCCUGUGGUGCCAGGUUUUGGUAUUAAAGGUCAAAGCAAAGUAUGACCUGGGAGUGAGCGUCACAUUCUGAACGGCGGAGUUUUAUAAUCCCCUCUACACGGCACUAUCUGGAGAUAAUGGAAAGCCCUAUAUGCACUAAUGCACUUGCCAUCCAUUGGACGGUUCUCUGUAGCCUUUGCUCCCCAAGGGAAGGCUGUUACGGUUGAGGGGGCGCAGGUGCGCUCGUUCUUGUGUGCUCUAAAUUUCAGCCCAUUGUAUUGCCUUAAUUUUACUAAAAUGGAUUUGAAUAAAGCAUCUUUCAGCAUAA